Molecule: messenger RNA, 1491 nt
Organism: Trichoderma citrinoviride
Lineage: Eukaryota; Fungi; Ascomycota; Sordariomycetes; Hypocreales; Hypocreaceae
Exons: 3
Coding region: 76-1491 (471 amino acids)
Source: RefSeq, a predicted model, not a curated record
CAACUGCUACGCCAGCCGGCAGCUUCAGCUUCCACCUCUUGCAUGUCGAUAGCAUCCUUUCUUCUCCUUUGAAGCAUGGACGAGGCUGCAGCGGCGCCUGCAGAGGCGGAAUCCGACGCCUCGAGCGCCAAACCAGAGCGCCCAGGACCACAAGUCAUUGCCGUGGCCGAUGCCGGCGAUAUCAUCCUCGACGUGACCUUUGAGACGUCCAAGGAGACGCUCCGCAAGACCAGCAAGGCGACGGCGUACGCCAAGAAGCCGGGUGCUCCCCAGCCCGCCCUCAAGACCAAGGUGCGGGUUGCCUAUCGCGUCAGCCAGGCCGCCCUCAAGAAGCACUCCAAGUACUUCGACAACCUCCUGUCCAACUCAUCGUUCCGCGAAGCCGGCCUCAUCGCAGAGGCACACAAGAAGCUUGCGGCCAGGCAGAUCAAGCCGGCAGAAGCAGAUGCCGCGGACCUGCCCUGGAUCACCAUCACCGACGAUGACGAAGCCACCAAGGCGGCAGGCCGCGAGCAUGCGUUUGAGGACAUGCUCCGAAUCAUGCAUCAGAAGCCGCCCAAGAUGACGAGAGUGACCCUUCAGGACGCCGCUACGAUUGCCAUUCUCGCGGAUCGCUUCGACUGUAUCACCCUCGUGGCUCGCUCCAGCCUUAACGGGGUGCGCUGGCCAGUGACGACCACGAAGCCUUAUACUGACGAGAGCGGCCGCUACACAGACGCCGAGGAAGUCCUGCGACAAAAGGUUCUGGUUUCCCUGCUUCUAGGUAACGGCAUGAGACUCCAUCAGGCAGCGCGGGAGCUCAUUACGAGGGGCUCUCGGCUCUGGAGCGAGUUUCAGUAUCGCGACGAGACUCUGACGGCUGCGUGGUGGCAUCUACCCGACGGCAUCGAGGAGGAACUGCAAUACCGCAGACAGUGCGUCUUAAACACCAUUGCCUCCGCCCAACGCCACUUCCUCGAUCUGUACUGCUCAAAGGAGCGCCAAUGCAAGCUGGGAUACGACUCCAGCGUUGCAUGCGACUCCUUCCAGCUAGGCCAAAUGGUAAAGUUCCUGACGUCCAAGAACCUCUUGUUCCUCGUGGACUACACCCCGGCGUCCCUGGAGAGGGUGCCCGACGCCGCCACGGUCAACAUCGACGACCUGCUCGCUACCCUGAAGCAAUGCCCCAACUACCAGGUCGACAAGAAUCACACCAACUGCGGCCUUAGAACGCGCCUGGAGCCAAUCGUCGACUACAUCCGGGCCAUGCUGUCCGCGAGCGGCACAUCCAUUGCGCACGCUGACUGGAAGAAGCGUCGGUCCGAGGUGUCGUGGACGAUGCUUAGGGAUGGCCAAGGCACAGGCGACACCCAUGAAGAUUCACGGACAUUUGUCUUUACUCGCUCAGUGGCCAACGACCAGCGGCUUCGUUAUGAAAAUGCCAUGUAUACUGAUCGGUUGUCUAGAAGCCUAUUCACGGCUAGCUCGUGGGAUUGGACGCCCGAGGCUUAA